AUGAUGCACAAAAAUACCAAGACUGGCCAGCGGAAGGUCUCUCCUCCCGGCCCAACUUACAUGAACGGCGACCAGAUCGCAAGCUUCUUAAAGGAUCUCCGAACGAAUCGUCCAGCUCGUCCCACUGGCUCUCGUCCAUACCCAGGGAAAGCAGCAACAUCCCCGACCAAUCCCCAGGAUGACCUACCCCCGCGAGCGACCUCCGCCUUCUCAAUGAACCGACCGCACGAGGAACCUGUUGAAGACCAACCCCGUGCUGGCAGCGCGCUGUCGCAUCGUCGAACAACCUCCAACGUCCCUCAGAGUGGCCCUAUCGGCCGUCCUUUAGCCCAAGAGCCACGAGCGAUGUCCGUGCGGAAGAAUGUCUUCCCUUCGCAAGUGUUUUCACGCUCUGUGCCCAUUGCUGCGUCGCCAGUCCCUUCAUACCGUGAAAAUGGUCAUCGGCUACAAGAAAAGGAAGAGGCGCGUUCUCUACGCGAUGCGCUGCAAGGAUUGGAUCUGGAAGAUGACGAUGUGCGUCUCCAUAAAGCAGCCCAAGAUGAAGCCACGGAGCUGGUGUGGAUGCAUCAGAAUCCAGGCAUGGCCAACAAGAACCCCUACGCGCCUUAUCAGAACCCAGACUUUAGCAAGAGCAGUUCAAGUUCCGCGCGGAGAGGCUCAGAGUCUUCUUCCAAGAAACAUCGACACUCAAUCGGCUCCAGUGCCUCCUCUAGUAACCCAUCAAGCCCGGAGUUUACCAUGGAUUCGUCUGCAAAGAAACGGUCAUCUCGGGCGGGAAAUCUAAAGAAGAAUCUUAAAGUCAAUUUCGCACUGCCUGACGAUCCCCCGGAGUCUGCUCCCAAGCCUCGAACUGUCAGUGGGGAUACCUCCAAAGGGGUAUUCAGAAACCCCGACGAUCACAUUUAUGAAGAACCCAAUGAAUCUAGUAAAGAAGCAGCUGAUACCCGACCCUUCUUUUCGAGAUCCGCCUCCUCGGCAUUACGAAAUGAACCACGCAACGCACUUCCUCGUACCCCAAAGCCUCUUCCUUGGUUACGGGAUCGGAACAGUAAUGGAUCCGUCCGCGACAAAAUUUCCAAGUUCGACAUUCAUAAGAACCCGCCUACCCAGUCUCGGGACGCUGGAUAUACAAGAAACGAACCGACUCCACCACCCGCACCCUCUACCAAGGAAGAAGAUGUCCCCACAAAAGAUGGAAUCGAGAUACGCAGUGAUGACAUCCGUGCCGCCACCAGCAAGAAACUCAAAGACCGAAGCGAGAACCUGCCCAGGCCUUCUGCUGUUAGUGAUCGAGUUGGACGACCGAUCGUGAGCUUUGAUCCGAAGUGGCAGCCAGAAAAUCAGCCAAAACCCAACCGCUCGUCUCCUCCAGUACCUACCAUUCAAGUGGCGCCGAGCAUUGAGAUCACACCUAGUAUUGAGGUCACCCCCAGCAUUGAAGUGUCCGCACCGCGUCCUAUCCCUGUAAUCAAUAUCCCGGAUAUCAAGGAGCCAACUAUCUCGGAAUACAGCUCGCCUACCAAACAGGACAGCAGAUCCCCAAGGCAAGUACCACCAUCAACAGCCCGCCAGACUCAACCAAGACCCUUGGGAAGACAGCCUUCGGAACCACAGAGUCGCUGGACCACGCCGUACAGCCGAUCCGGUGUACCAACUGCAAGCUGUGAGGCCUGCUCGCUCGGUAUCUCCGGGAAGAUCGUUACGGCUGGAGGCUGUAGAUUUCACCCAGAGUGUUUUAUCUGCUUCCAUUGCCAGACGCAUCUAGAAUGCGUUGCUUUCUACGAAGAGCCUUCUGCCAGUCGAGAGGAACGCCUGGCAAUCUCGCCCGACGAAGACCGUGUACCUCGAUUCUACUGCCACCUGGAUUUCCAUGAACUAUAUAGUCCUCGCUGCAAGAGCUGCAAGACCCCGAUUGAGGGCGAGGUAAUAGUUGCCUGCGGUGCCGAAUGGCAUGUGGGCCACUUCUUCUGUGCCGAGUGCGGAGAUCCCUUCAGCUCUACCACCCCAUUCGUCGAGAGGGACGGAUUCGCCUGGUGUCUCAAUUGCCACUCUCGUCGCACUGCGGCCCGUUGUAUGGGCUGCAAGCAGCAUGUUCUUGACGACGUCGUUGUCAAUGCCAUUGGUGGGCAAUGGCAUGAACGUUGCUUUACCUGCCACGAAUGCGGAGACGGAUUCGGCCCUGAGGGCCGCUUCUUUGUUCGUGAAGGCGAGCCAAAACGAACGGCCAAGGGUCGUAUCAUCGGUGGACCUGUCCAACUGGCUGUCUGUGAGCGAUGUGAAUGUAUUCGCCUCAAGGCGCCUGGCAUGUGUUGA
Molecule: messenger RNA, 2313 nt
Organism: Penicillium longicatenatum
Lineage: Eukaryota; Fungi; Ascomycota; Eurotiomycetes; Eurotiales; Aspergillaceae
Product: LIM domain protein
Exons: 3
Coding region: 1-2313 (770 amino acids)
Source: RefSeq, a predicted model, not a curated record